Alexandromys fortis (reed vole) is the source of this 1107-nucleotide messenger RNA. RefSeq names its product Sin3A associated protein 25 (gene Sap25). Lineage: Eukaryota; Metazoa; Chordata; Mammalia; Rodentia; Cricetidae. The transcript is spliced from 6 exons. Gene Ontology annotation, biological process: regulation of DNA-templated transcription. Gene Ontology annotation, cellular component: nucleus; cytoplasm. The record is from RefSeq and is a predicted model, not a curated record. The coding region runs from base 156 to 1034 and encodes 292 amino acids.
CCAGGGGGAGCCCUUGAGAAGCUGGCGGGAGCGCACCACGUGGCUGUAGAAACUGGCGCGACACCUCUGAGGUAGCUAAGACUUGGGCGCCUAUGUAGUCAGGACCACACGCGGGCACAGUGGUGGGUAUUGCCCGGGGCUCCACCAGGCACAGAAUGUUGCCCUGGCUUGGGCCAUGGGGCUCAGGCCGGGAGGAGGCCACAGAGGAGUCAGGCCUCUCCACGGGCAGUGACCACCGCGGGGAAUGGAGCUCUGGAGAGGAAACCACGGAAGAGCCAGGAGCGCCCGUGCAGGACAGCCCACAGCCCCAGGCCCUCCGCCCAUCUGAGACCGGAAGAAAGCUGCCGCUGGCCUCCAAUCAUCUGGUUACGGUGCCGACCACGACCACGGAAGCCCCAGUACCUCUUUCGUCCCAGGUGACCUCCCAGGUCACCCCCUCAAGGAUGACCCCACUGCCACUUUUGGAUCCCGGCCACGAGGCUAACACGAGACCUCAGCUGGUGGGGGCCAGCUGUGGGUCAGGCGUAUCCUUGUCCGGCAGGACACUGUGUCAUCCUUCCUGGCCUAUGUAUGAUGUCUGGGGCAGGAUCCCUACCUCAGGGCAUCCAGAAGAAGAGCAAGUGUCCAAGGAUACAGGGCUCCCGGUGACAAACUAUGAAGAUGUCUUUCUCUUGGACCCUCUGCUCGCCUGUGGGCAGCGUAUUCCCUUGUACCUGUCCAAGCCCCCUCAGCAGGCAAUGGGCGCUCGGAAGCUGCUGCUCCCACCUGCCAUCAUGUCCUCCUCUGUGCAUCCCUCCUCAUCCCAGGCCUGCUCUUCCACCUGGCUGAGCGAGGCAGAGAUGAUUGCCCUCGCUGGUCUGCUGCAGAUGAGCCAGGGUGAGCUGAGCUCUAACUCCUUGGCAAGCCCUCUGACCUCCAGCAGCUGCCCAGACCCUGUCUCUGCCUCUGAAGACCCAGGCCCCAACGGUGGCCAGAACUGUUCUGGAAGCACUGACCCAUGUCUCACACAGACCCCAGAUACCCCCCAUCCAUAGUGCCCUCCCUCCAUGAGUGCUGGCUUCUCCCCCAAGCUGUUUUGUUGAUAAUAAACCAGAGUUAGUUUGUGAA